AUGAGUUCGCUUUCAUCUCUUAAUUACACUGAUAUUAUUGAAAGUUGUUAUUCAGAAGAUGGUAAAAACCUCACUAAAGUCAAUGAUACAUCACCACACCUCAGGAUAUCAGCUAAAUGCGAAUUAAUACAAGACAAAUGCUUUUACCAACUAAAUUCAUUAAUUUCGUUUUCAUUUGAAGAUAAUCCAAACUUAACAAUUAUUGGAAAAGAAAGUUUUUAUUUUUGCACAAAACUGUCUAUUAUUAAUUUAUCAAUCUGCAAUAAACUUACAAAAAUAUCAAAUUCUGCAUUUUAUAAUUGUGAAGAGGUUACAGAAAUUCUUUUGCCAAAAGGGCUAAUUGAAAUAAAUGUAGCUGCAUUUCGAUAUAAUAUAAAAUUGGAUCACAUCACGAUUCCAGCAUCAGUGGAAAAAAUUGAAUCACAAGCUUUUGAUACCUGUUUUGAAUUAACAUAUGUUAUUUUCGAAGAAGGUUCCAAUUUAACCUCAUUAGAGAGAACAGCAUUUUAUUAUACCAAUAUUUCUUCGUUUCAAAUUCCAGAAAAAGUCGCAUAUGUUCAUGGUUGGGUAUUUUCAAAUGA
Messenger RNA from Trichomonas vaginalis G3, 581 nucleotides. Its product is annotated as regulation of response to stimulus. The record is from RefSeq and is a predicted model, not a curated record. The annotation marks the transcript as partial. NCBI's taxonomy places the organism in Eukaryota, Parabasalia, Trichomonadida, Trichomonadidae. The transcript has a single exon.